Messenger RNA from Onthophagus taurus, 1831 nucleotides. RefSeq names its product Vacuolar H[+] ATPase AC45 accessory subunit (gene VhaAC45). Lineage: Eukaryota; Metazoa; Arthropoda; Insecta; Coleoptera; Scarabaeidae. Gene Ontology annotation, molecular function: ATPase activator activity. Gene Ontology annotation, cellular component: proton-transporting V-type ATPase complex. The record is from RefSeq and is a predicted model, not a curated record.
UCAGUGUUGAUUGGGUAGUUGUCUGUGUAACACAUGAUUAUAAAGCAUAUCAGUAGAUUCACGUGAUCUUAACGAAAUACUUGUGACCGUACAGUUCCUUCAGAAAAGCCUAAAAACAUGGCUUUAAAGAAUCAAAGUUUGCUUGUAACAUUACUUGGCCUCCUUUUCACGUUUAGUUUAGCUGUAUCCAGUGAGUUUGUUCCCGUUUAUUUGUGGCAAACAGGAAAAUCAGGUGAAAGUGUGCCAGCUUUGCCAAAACUUACAAGAGACAAUUUCGGGGAAUUAAUACAUAAUCGUUUAGACGAAAAUACUAUUCUUGUUACGUUUGCAGAACCCAAUCUAAGUCCAGAAGAUUUUAAUGCUGUUACACAAUCAGGUGAACGCGUUUUUAACAGCUUAUCGAAUAUCAAAGAAGAUGUCAGUACAAUUUACCUCCCACAAGUCCAAACACCUGUAAAAGCAGUUUUUAAGUUCUUCGGCGAGAACAUCACCACCAUUGCAGCUGAAGAUUUUAAAAGUGAAGAUAUUGAAUCUUCCGCGAUUAUCAUUGAUUUAAAUGAUGUUCAAGAUGAUGAAGAUAGAAAUCAUAUGCUUGCAAGACAUGAUAAAAUUAUUGUCGAUAUUUAUGAUCAAUUAUUAAAGAAGUACAAAAAUGUUGUUGCUUUAUUCACUGGAAAACAAGCUUCUUGGGUUGCACCUCAAGAAGUAUUAAGUCGAAAAGUAAGAGAAAUCCCAGCCAAUGCUUGGAUUGUUAAAGAUGCGGAUUUCAAAUUUUUGGCAUACGCAACUGAAGCCCCCACUUUUAAAAGUACCAUAUUAAAUGAACUCACAACAGUUAAAACUGAAGUGCAGGGUACAACAUUAACAGCAACGAUAUCAGGGGGAAAUGCUGUUUUGACAUUUAAAUUCGGUUUUGAUCCAACUUUGGAUGUGGGAACUUAUUGGUAUUUUGAAAAUGUUAAUCUUGUGUUUAAUGGAAUUACCCACAACUUCACGAAAGUCUCCAACAAAGUUUAUCCACCACGUAGAUUUUCGUAUCAAUGUACAUCACAAGUUUUUGAGACGAUGGGUGGGGAUAGAUUGAGCUUUAAGAAUCUUCAGAUUCAACCUUUCCAAGAAGCUCAAGAUGUAAAUAAUUUUAAAUUUGGUGAUGCGUACUUUUGCGUUGGUUUUACAAGUCCUGCAAUUUGGUCUGGGAUUUUCAUAACAUUUUUGUUGGCAACGAUUAUGGCGAUUGGGUUGAUGAUGAUGAUGGAUAUGAAAACAAUGGAUAGGUUUGACGAUCCGAAAGGCAAAACGAUCGUCGUCAAUGUGUCGGAAUAAAAAUUUCGAUUUAAUUGUGAAGAAACGAACAUUUUUCAAAAUAGGUGGUGAUGAAAAAUGUCCGCUUCGUUUACUAGUUUAGUAACGCCUUCCGUGUUAGCGCAACAACUCAUAUUAGUCAAAAAAACGCACUAAAACAGGGUGCAGGUUCGGGUACGAUUGCAGGCACAAAUUGUGAUAUUUAGAGCUCAUUUCGUCGCUUUCAAAACCCGACCGAAUCCAAUCUUCGUCUACUAUUACUAGGAAUCUGUGACAAUAGUGUUUUUUAAAACUGGGACAAUGAUUAAAAAAAUAUUAAUAAGAAAAAUGAGAAAUGUUAGAUUAUUAUCGUUAUAAAUUUGGAGAUUUUUCAAGAAUCGUUAAGGAUUGCGCUGAAUGUAAGGGGUCGUUUUUAGAAUUGUUAUAAACGUAUUUGUUACACUUUAUGUUAUUCCUUUUAAUUUAAAACAAAAAUUAGUUACAUUGUUGGAUGUCAUUAAAAAAUAAAAACAUUUAAGUAUCAUCGAAA